AUGCCAGCUGUCUGUCAAAGUCUUAUCAGUGGCUAUGAGGAAGAGAACCAAUAUUUGUUAGUGGAGGCCAUCCACAUUCAACGAGAGUUAAAACACUGUGGUGCUGAGCCCAUAGCAACCGAUCCGUGUGUUCGCAUGUUUCCCAAACAGUACGCAUCACCUCUACAAAUGCUGAGGCGCACCGAGAAUCAACCUAUAGCCCUCAGCAGCGAACUGCUGAACACUUGGGGAGGCACCACAAGACAGGAUCGAAAGGAAUGCUACUGCCAGCCCAAACUGCUGAGUGCUAACUACUGCAGGGUUGAGCCGUACUGCAAUAACAAGGUAGCCAGACCUCAGUUGCCCUCUGCUUUCGGAGGAAAGGGUUCGUUGUUUCCAAGUAUCGCCGCAAGGCUCGAGAACGACGUUGCCCUAGGAUUAGCCGCGUCACUUUGGCCAAGCGGUAAUGUCGUUGGCCAUUGCGAUGAUCGGCUCGCGCAUCUACUUGUUCUUUCAUCGACUAUUGUUCGAUGCAAAAAGAUCGCACAGCGCGACUGUGAGAAGUUGGGAGGUGUUGCUGCCGCUCGUGGUGUUUCUUCAGAACUUCGCUGUGAGUACAUGAAGGCCAUUGAGCAUUUGGUUUACCUUGAGCGUAGUGUGACGGAGACUAUUUUGCUGGUCCCACCAAAUUUGGGGGUAAGUCAGGAGCGGCUGCCGUGUCGCGGUGGCGCUGCAUUGCAGGACUCGGUUGCAAAGAGCCACACAUCCAAAGGCACUUCGGUGGAGUUGUCUGUUUCUAUAUUGAGUGCCGUACGCGUCUUGAAGGGUCUUAUCGAACCUGCUACGCUCACAGACCGGGCAACCUCCAACCCAACUUGGCAGUACUCCCUCGUACGCACCGCUGCAGACGUACCGAGUCGCUACGAUAUUGUUGACGCCAUGUCCUACACGUUGGAGCCCUAUCCGGGCCUCGCGGUGCCGCGGAUUUAUUGCGCAGUGGCGCGGCAACUCGCCCUCGAAAUUCUUCGGAGUGCUGGUAAUGGCUCUAUUGGCGACCGUGCCGCCGUCGCUGCGCUGCGUAUUUUACAGCACAUCAACACAAGAACCGAGUGCCUCUGCUCGGAGGAGCGAGAGGCGGGUCAGCGGUUCCUUUCGCGGCUUCAGUGGCGCCUGCAGCGGUUGACGCAAAUGUUGGCAUCAGAAGUAGUGGACGAAGCAACGCUGCCGACGCGAGAGCUGGUUGCCGCCACACGAAUGUUCUGCGGGGACCCUCCCGUCGACUUCUCUUGA
Trypanosoma brucei brucei TREU927 is the source of this 1269-nucleotide messenger RNA. RefSeq lists its product as hypothetical. The transcript has a single exon. The record is from RefSeq and is a predicted model, not a curated record. Bases 1 to 1269 code for a protein of 422 amino acids. Lineage: Eukaryota; Euglenozoa; Kinetoplastea; Trypanosomatida; Trypanosomatidae.